UGUUUUGAGUUUAGAAGUGAGAUAAUGAGAGAGGUGUCACCGUGCAUUCUGGAAAGAUUUGUAAUAGCUCAAAAUGAUUGCGGCAGCCAAUUCGCCAAAGAAAACGUUUGCAAAGUAUGCUGCGCAGAAGUUUCAAAGUUUUCAUUCCAAGAAUGCCGAGAGGACACCGCUGAAACAAUCUUUACAUCAUUUCAAGACUACUCUCGAUCAAAAUGCUGCUCGUGCAAUUUCGCUAGCGAUAUUUCGUUACACUGCAGAAAGAGAACAACCACAAAGCUCGUUUCUCAACAAACCUAUUUUCAGAGAAUUAAUAAGAGAGUUAAAGCGAGGUAGCGUUGGUGGAGAAUGUAAUCCUUACACAUUCAUUAAACGCUGGAAAUCGACGGACUUGGAAAUUGUUCAUUUUAUUUGUGGUCUUGGGAUUUUAGGCCCGCAACUCAGAGAUGAAAUUUUCUGUCAAAUUUACAAGCAGAUAAAUGGCAAUCAUUCAGAAAAAGCUCAACGUGCUUGCUGGACACUUUUCGCAUGCUGCUUGUCUUCAUUUCCUCCUUCUAAUGAGUUCCAUCCGUACAUGAUAAACAUUUUGAAUUCAGCUCCAGAGGUAGAGAGGGCGUAUUGCAGGGAUAAACUGGAACGGACACUUCUGCAUGGAAAGAGAGAUGAACCGCCAUCAUCAUACGAAUACCAGGCGAUACUCAAACGAACAUCUAUUAGAAUUGCAGUACAUCUACCAAACGCACAAAAAUGUACACUAAAUUUGGAUUCAGCCAUAACAGGUCUUGAAUUGAAAAAACAAAUGAAAUCAGCCAUAGGAAUCAUGGAUCUCUUUGGAUUUGCAUUCCAUGUCAGGAUUGGAAGACAGAUGCUGGUGAUUGUCUCUGGAGACGACCACGUGAUGGACGUUAUUUCAUCAUGUGAACAAAGAGCGAAGGACAUGCAAAUAGCCAGCUCGUGGAAAUUAGGAUUGUUCAAGGAAAUAUUUUCACCAUGGCAUAGCUUCGCAUCUGAUAAGACAUCCACAGAGCUGAUAUACAAUCAAAUAAUAACAUCAGUGAAGUCUGGGGAGUUUAAAAUACGCGAGAAUGGAAUUUUGGAGAAAAUUAUCGCAGUUCAUUGUUACUUACUACACGGUGUAAAUGCAAACAGACAACAAAUUGAACGAGUCACCAGAUCAUUUCACAUCAGUAUCACCAGAAAUUCGUCGACAAAGCAUAAACGUGGUUGGGUACAGCUGGUCGAAAACAGCUUUAGAAAGAAAUUUCGUCAAAGGGAACAGGUAAAUCGUGUCACAGCCGCGGGACAAGUUGUACAGUAUGCAAAAGUAAACCUGACCUGGGAAUUUUCUCGAAGUUUUCGAUGCACAUCUGUUGAUGUUGACUCAGAAGUGAGUUUUGAAGUCAACUGUCGCGACGUAGGGUUAUAUUCAGGAACAUCAAAUUUGUGGAAAAUCCUAUUUCCGGAAAUGAAGAAAGUCACAUUUGAGAAAUUCGAAAAUGAAAAAGUUGGGACGGUUGUAAUCCACACAAUCUACAAGAAGGAAAAACAAAUAAAAGCAAUCAAAGGCGAACAAAUACAUGAACUUUUGAAUUUCUUUUUAACGGGUUUGAGGAAGCGUUCUCGGUAUCUCCUGGCGGUCAAUGAUCGUUCAGGUACCAAAAGAGGAGGACUGAAAUUUUAUUCUGGAGACUUGAUUGUGUUGGAUAAAACAUGUAACGGCGAAACCCUUGAAGCCACUGGAGAAGGUUAUGGUACUUGUCAAAGAACUGGGUUAAGCGGAGACGUUUCAGGGGGAAUAUUUUACAUCAUACCAGUUAUUGAACCUCCAAAUGAUGAAUUGUUGGCGGUUUUGAGGAAGAGUGAACUGAAACAUGAGCAAGGACGAAAGCUGAGUCAACACGACACUUCAUCCUUGAGCUCAGGAUUGUUACCGCGAAUAAAACAAAGGGAUAAUAUGUCUGACGAUUCAAGUUCAAGAAUUCAAGGCUGGGUAGAGUCGAACGCAGCGCUGACAACGCAUGAAGUUGCUCACAAUGAUUUCAACGCCAAUGGCAUCUCGCCAGAACCGGAAGCAAUCGUUGUCAAUUCUUCUUCAGAACAACUACUCCGAAAUAUAGAUACUUACGAUGCCCGAGAUACAUUUACGGAGCAAAGAAACAAACGGCACGUUAUCAACUCCAGAAUUGAUGUUUCCAGAAGAUCAUAUAAGGAACUUGAAUCUGAAUUAUAUAGAAGCAAAAUAUACGUAAGUUCAAGAAACGUCGAGAAAGCGCAUGAAAAGCCUCCGUCGGUUGACCAAGAAAAAGAUUUAGGAAGUGAAAACGAAGUCGUGGAUCACGGGUCACCAACAGAUAAUGGAGUUCCAAAUGUAGCAAUUUCGUCCGAGGAAUCAGAGGUAUCUGAAAAAGAUAUAACCAAGGAAACAGCCUUCAUGACGGGAGACCUGGGAAUCUCGGCUGUUGUAGAGGAUCAUGUUAGUGUUUCACUGGAACAUGAUAUGCCAGAGAAGAAUGAAGAAAUUGACGGGAAUGUUCUACAUCAGAAUUAUGAAGAAGAUCUUGGAGAAGAUCAUGAAGAAGUUCAUGAAGAAGUUCAUGAAGACGUUCAUGAAGAAGAUCAUGAGGAAGAUCAUGGAGAAGAUCAUGAAGGAGAACCUGAAAAAGGCAAUGAAGAAGACAAUGAAAAAGACCAUUCUAUAGAACAGGUUUGUUGA
This is a messenger RNA of Dendronephthya gigantea, 2710 nucleotides long. RefSeq names its product myosin-VIIa-like. NCBI's taxonomy places the organism in Eukaryota, Metazoa, Cnidaria, Anthozoa, Malacalcyonacea, Nephtheidae. The record is from RefSeq and is a predicted model, not a curated record. The transcript has 15 exons. Gene Ontology annotation, cellular component: cytoskeleton. Bases 74 to 2710 code for a protein of 878 amino acids.